AUGACUUCCGAGUCACGACGAAGUCGAUCCACGUCUGGACAACGCAAAGCCAUUUCAUUGAGGUUUAAAGUGAACGUGAUACAAGCUUACGAAGCUGCAACGGAUGCUCAGAAGACCUUCUAUUGCAUUGGGAAGGAAUUUGGCGUCCAAACUGGCCAAGUGUCUCGGUGGGUCAAGGCCAAGGACAAAAUCACCGCCAGGGCUGUGUUCAAUCCGUCUGCAUUGACCGUCAAUGCUGGCCGCCCAGUGACCAAUCCAGCAGUCGAGGCCAAAGUCCUUGAGUACUUCAACACUCUUCAGCAAGACGACAUCGCCAUCAGUACGAACAUGCUCAUCAUUUACGCCCUCAGUGUGGACUCGGAUUUUCAUGGCGGACAACCAAAUGCGUUGAAGAAGUGGGUCUAUAUGUUCCUGCAACGACAUAACUUGGUCAUUCGCCGCCCAACCCGCCGGGCUCAAAAGCGAUCGGGUCAAUUGACGGCGAUUAUGGAAGAUUUUGGAACGACCUUAGUCGCACGCUUCGCGCCGUUUGGAACGUUGGCGAAGGUAGCAGGGCGAUGUUUUGUAAACAUGGACGAAACACCUCUCCCUCUGGAGCCAGAGGUCAAGACAACGAUCGCAACAAAGGGUUCAAGAACGGUGUCUGCACGCAAGUGUACGUCGUCCAAUCCCCGUGUUACUGUGUGCCUUGCAAUCGUGUCGGAUGGUACCAAGCUACCACCAUUUGUGGUAUUCAAGGGAGUCCCGGGUGCCCGUAUUGACUCGAAUCUUGAAGCUAUCGUGCCAGCUGGCUUGUUCGCGACGUGUCAAGAGAAGGCCUUCAUGGACUCGGACCUCACUAAAAAGUGGUUCAAUAGCGUUUGGAAGCCCCACGUCGCGAACGAAGCAUCCAGAGCCCCACGCCCGCCAUCAGCAUGCCAGGCACAGCACCAUCACCGUCAUGUUGAUCAGGAGAUCGUUGCCGACCAUGGCAUUGGACACCCACACAGUCACAUGCCCAGCGCAAUCGACCUGACUCCGUAUGUAGCCAGCACAAGCCCCACUCCUCGAUCCUACACGUACGCGUGGGGAUACGUGUGCUUGGGACGCCGAUUUCACCCGAAGUAG
Molecule: messenger RNA, 1107 nt
Organism: Aphanomyces astaci
Lineage: Eukaryota; Oomycota; Saprolegniomycetes; Saprolegniales; Verrucalvaceae
Exons: 3
Coding region: 1-1107 (368 amino acids)
Cellular component (GO): nucleus
Molecular function (GO): DNA binding
Source: RefSeq, a predicted model, not a curated record